AUGGAAAACUUCCACGACUUGAUCAGGAGCCAGGCGCUCCUCUCCUCAGCGUGCGCUAAACAAACAGCAACACCUUCCAGCGCGUCCAGCGCUCCAGAGAAGCGCGCCAUCAAACUCGACACACCGGAGCCAAACCGUUCUCUUGCGUUUUCUGUUCUCGAGACUUCUCACGGAAGUACGAUAUUUGUGCCUUGUCCGUUCCUCGAAAUCGUCCCACUGAUGCCGGAGGCAGAGAUCGAUUACAAACCCAUUAUAGCCACUGUCAACGGCGAGGAGACCGAGAUGUCCCCAGCUCGAUUCCCAAAGGCCGAAGACCGCAUGCCUUGCAUUUCGUCCAAGAUUCGCUGCGACGGAGGCAGUCCUUGUGCGCCGUGCAAGAAGAAACAAGUUGCCUGCCGUCAAAAGCACUCCCUUCGCGAAAGUUCAAUUGCCGAAGAAUUAGGCCCGUUAGGCGACCGCGUAUCCAUUCAAGCGCUUCUGAACGGUGGUACCGACACCUUCACAGAAACGUUUAAUCUUCCCCCUUGCGAUGAUCGACAAAGAGGACUGCAGUUUCAUCAACAACACGAAGAAGGAGAGGAUGAAGAGACCGAUACCGUGGCCCCAAAAUCAGAGGUUGAAAGUCCAGCUACUUUUGACUUCUCCGGGAUGUUCCAAAUACCUAUGGGGUUUGACGAUCAGUACCUCGACUUUUGGACAGGGCCUUUCGGACUGACCCAGUCACCUUCCUAUACUGAUUUGCAGCUGGAAGUUUACGAUCCGUCCAUUAUAUCCCCAGAGGCUCAGAUUAGCUCCACACCUUCUAGCUCGACGCAGCAACCUUCGGAUCAGGCGCAAUAUGUUUCAGCACUGAAUAUGGCAAUUUAUAACAAACUAUGGUGCCUGGCCCUGGAUGAAAAAUCUCGCCAGGAAUUGACUGCAUGCCUGAAUUUCUUACUAACCUCAGAGAAAAUCCGCAAGUUCAUCUCCCUUUACUUUCGUAAUUGGCACCUGAACUGUCCCAUCAUACAUCGACCGUCAUUCGACCCCGGCAAAGUCCCAGUCGGUUUAGUUAUCAGUGUGGUCUUUAUUGGCGCCAUGUACUCGAAAGAUCAGACAGAAAGGCUAGCUGCGAAGAGACUGGUCGAUGUUGCGGAAUUGGUGGUUUUCGACUCGGAAAUUUUCUCCUUCGAAGCUGAAGUCACUCGAUCCAUACAAAGCGACUACCUACAAGCGCCUUCAGACACUCUUCAGCAGGACCAUGACUGGGAGGUUUUUCAAGAGCUUCAGGCUGGCUACUUGAUGGUUGUUGCCCAGUAUUGGGGCGGAUCCCGAGGGUCCAAACGAAGGGCAAUGCAAUCUCGGCUCGGAGAUGUCAUUAAUGUCGCUCGAAGCAUGCAGUUACAUCAUGCUCGUCAUCGGCCGUCUGAUCGCAUUUCGGAAGUCGCUUGGCUACAAAAAGAGACAAAGAUCCGCACCAUCUCCGUCAUUGCAUUGCUGGAUUGCGCCAUGAGAAUCUACUCAAACUAUCCAUGCCGCAUAACCCUUGGCGAACUCGAUAAUGAUCUUCCCUGUAAAGAGGCCAUCUUCAGCUCACGACACCCUUUCAUGCAGGACGACUCGAUCUUUGCACCACGAUUGACCAUGUCUCAAGCCUUCGCUCUUCUGUUUGACGGAAAAGCAAGGACUUCUGAUUCAGCAAAAGAGUCGAUGCUAGUUGCAGACGAAUCUGAAAACGGAACGACCUUGGAAGAGACAGAAGGCAAUUGCAAUCUCACCAUCUUUGACCUGUUCAUUCUCAUCCAUUUUUUGUACACAUACGUACAUUCCUGUGUAAUGACCAUGUCACUUAACCUACCCACGACCAAUUUUGGUCGCCGGAUCAAUGGGGCAAAGACUUCCAAUUUCGCCGUUAGCUCCAUGGGUCAAGAUAUCAAAGGCGCUUUGGACAGAUGGCGCCGACUGUGGGAAGUUCUUUGCUCACAAACGUCAGAUAAAUCCCUGAAAGCUGAAGGCAUGUACCGCAAUGCUCUUCACUUCUGGAUCGUCCUUCAAUCUAUCAUGGCCAAAGAGGAGGCAGUCGAUGUUAUCACCAGCAUGGAGGUCAACUGCGAUGACGCAUUGACAAAGCUCAAGGUCCUCUUUCAGGACUAA
Messenger RNA from Fonsecaea monophora, 2133 nucleotides. RefSeq lists its product as hypothetical. Gene Ontology annotation, molecular function: zinc ion binding; RNA polymerase II cis-regulatory region sequence-specific DNA binding; DNA-binding transcription factor activity, RNA polymerase II-specific. The record is from RefSeq and is a predicted model, not a curated record. Gene Ontology annotation, biological process: DNA-templated transcription; regulation of transcription by RNA polymerase II. Bases 1 to 2133 code for a protein of 710 amino acids. Lineage: Eukaryota; Fungi; Ascomycota; Eurotiomycetes; Chaetothyriales; Herpotrichiellaceae. Gene Ontology annotation, cellular component: chromatin. The transcript is spliced from 7 exons.